Messenger RNA from Vicia villosa (hairy vetch), 796 nucleotides. Its product is annotated as cucumisin-like. NCBI's taxonomy places the organism in Eukaryota, Viridiplantae, Streptophyta, Magnoliopsida, Fabales, Fabaceae. The coding region runs from base 102 to 794 and encodes 230 amino acids. The record is from RefSeq and is a predicted model, not a curated record. Gene Ontology annotation, molecular function: serine-type endopeptidase activity. The transcript is spliced from 3 exons. Gene Ontology annotation, biological process: proteolysis.
UAUUGUAUUUAAAAAUGAAGGUUUUGUUCUACCAAUGUCGUUGAUGCUAAGUUGGUGAAAGGAAAAAUUAUGAUGUGCCAGUCAAACGAUGCCUCUAGCAUAUGCAAAUACAUAAAUUAUGCAAGCCGGACUUAAUUGCUCCCGGAGUAGAUAUCAUAGCUAGUUGGUCUCCGAUUUCUAUCGAAGGAAGAAAGUUAGGAUUUAACAUUGUGUCCGGAACAUCAAUGGCAUAUCCAUAUGUAUCAUGUGCAGCAGGAUGCAUCAAAUCCUUCCGUCCUAUUUGGUCUUUAUGCUGCUAUCCGAUAUCUUUGAUGACAACUGCCAAACAAUUGAGUGCGACAAAUAAUCAAGAUGCUGAAUUUGCUUAUGGAGCAGGUCAAAUUGACCCAGUGAAAGUUCUAAAUCCCAACUUAAUAUAUGAUGCUGGAAAAAUGGCUUACAUAAGAUUAUUAUGUAAAUUAGUCUACAAUAAAUCUGUUUUUUCAAAGGGUUGUUACAAUAUAUCAUAUAAUUCAAGGGGUUGUUACAAUGUAUCAUAUAUAUCUGUAGAGGAUUUGAAUUAUCCGUCGUUUGCUCUUAGAGCAUUGAACCCGCACAUUGUAAGGGGGACUUUCAAACGAACUGUAACAAAUAUUGGAUCUCCAUCCGGAACAUUUAUGGCAGUUUCUAAUGGACUCAACAUCUCAGUGAAGUCUGUUGUUUUAUCUUUCACUUCAAUAGGCAAAAAGAAAACAUUCAUUCUUACUAUAGAUGGAUCGAUCAAAGAGUCUAUUAUAUCUGCUUCUUUAAUUUGAAA